Messenger RNA from Linum trigynum, 7549 nucleotides. NCBI's taxonomy places the organism in Eukaryota, Viridiplantae, Streptophyta, Magnoliopsida, Malpighiales, Linaceae. The record is from the annotation of a GenBank genome assembly.
CUACGUUCUUUGGAUAUCUAACACCUUAUUGCAUUGACUGAAUCCGUCAACCUAACUCGGUAUUUUGACUUCAUACUUCCACCCCUUAAACUUAUAGUUGCAUAUGAACAUAACCCCCACAUUCUUAAUACACAAACUUGCCACAUUGAGUGGAUUACAUCAACCUAGCACCAAAGCAAAAAAAAAGUGACACCUCUCUCUACUCCCUCAUGUUGAAGUGCACACCUCACACAAUUUCAAAACAGAUGGAGGCUAAAUAGGCGGCUAGUUAAACUUUGAUGACCAAAAAUACAAUGAUUAUAUCCCAGAAGAGGGGAAACGGCACCGUAUUUGAAUGAUAAAAUAAUAAUAAUAAUAAUAAUAAAAAAGGAGACUUUCCUUCCACUCCUGCAAAAACAACUCGAAAGAACUCCAUCUAACCGUCAGCGCCAAGCCGCAGACACUCAAAAAUCGCUUCAUCCCACUUUCCCUUCUCCCUCCACUCCACGGCCAUCAUGGAAGACGGUUAGUCGGAGUUUCCCGGCUCGCCUCUCAACGAUCCCUACUUGGUCGGAUUCUUCAUCGCCGACAUACUGGUCUAAUGUUCAAAAAAAAAAAAGACAUACUGGUCUCCGUUACUACGAUGGCAAAAUUUCGAUCAGAACGCUAUCAGAGUGCUUAACAUCAGGUCAAUCCAAGUGGGUCACAUCGAGAAGACGGGGACGGGGUCCGCCGUUCUUGCGUCCUUGACCGACGUUGGGUGGAUUGUCAUUGAAGGCAUCGUCGCCAGUCAGAAGGGUAACUUCAACGAGUUCAAGAUUCCCUGUCACAUCCACAUUUUCGCCAGUGUUGAGAAUUUCGAGUUGGUUAGGGCUUCGAUUGAUAGAGGUUGUGUGAUGGGAAUUGUAGUUGUAGCUCUGGGUCGGUGAUUGUGAAGGAUGCGAAAUCUUGGGCUAUGGAGUUGGAUGGAAUAUUCAAGCUGGUGGGUGAGAGAGAGAGAGAAGAAGAACAUGGGUGUAGGGAGUGUGUGAGGAAUCUCAGAGAUUCUCCUGUGGAGAAGAUUGAGUGGUGGACAGUUAUCUUGGACGACGCAGAUGUGAUCAAGAAUGGAAAGCUCAGCAAAGCGGAGCUGUGCUUAAUUUGAUGGCUUUGCAUAGAUGGGCUGUUACUGGUAGAUCUGUCCAGAAUGGUCCUUCUCAUAUGUUUUCAUUGAUGGCUUUCCUGCAGUUUGAUCGGUUCUCCACUGAAAGGUAAUGGAGAAGGCUAAUACCAAUGUCCCGUAGGUGCUGGGGCUAGGAAUCUCAAUUUAUUGUUCUUCGUCAUGGCUCGAAUUUGGAUGCCAUGAUAUACAUAGAUCAGCUGAUUCUCAUAAAGGAUUAAAUCACCAUUGUCCUUGAGCAUUCUGUCACAGUGUAGAAUAAAUUCCAGAGCAUUAAAUCUAUGAUAUACAUAGAUCAGCUGAUUCUCAUAAUGCACCAUUUAUUUAUUCUCAUAAUAGCUUGUUUUGAGAUUUUCUCCUUUUUUCAGCAGCAAUUGAACUUUCAAUCCCAAUAGCCGAGUUUGAAUUUGAAGGUCUUUAUCAUAGGCUCCAUUCGUGCUCUAGUUAUCGAACCUACUGAUUCUCUUGCUCAUGUUGGUUUCGCUUAUACAUCAGAACAAUUACUCCUAUUAUUCCAGGUGUUAGUGGCAACCACUUCAUUGCAAAGAACAAAAGAGAAAGAUUCUGGUUGGAUUGCCCCCUAAAGUGGCCUAGACUUGCUAUAUCGAGCUCUCUGGGGAAGACCGUGAAUUGUAUGAUGACAUGGAACAAAAGGGUAAACUUGUUGCACAAGGCUUCAUCGACGCACGCAGUUUGACACAGCUAUUCAGCUGUCCUUUGUUUAAUCCUUCGCUUUGCCAGAUCUGCAAUGACUCAGCUUUGUGCCACCCAGAUCUUCAAUCACUCCUUACACUAUGGAAGGUAAGCAGUAGAUAGAAUAAGUUGACUACUUUCGUCGAUUUUGCACCAAUUAUGGUCGCUCUUUUCACGCAAAUUUGAACACAUUGUCUUACUCAUUCGUCAAACAAUUGAAGAUGUAAUUUUGUUAUGAAAACAUACUAUAGCUUCAAAAUGAAGAGAGUCAUGUAGACACCCUAAAAAAUAUUGGAUGUUCUUCUAUUUCAAUUCUGUAGCAAAUAUUCCCCCCAAAAUUGAACAACCUGUAAAUAAGACUAUUAAAUCAACCCAAUCAACGACUAGAAUUGUAAGAAUAUUAAACCUGCCAAAAAAAAAAAAACACAAAAGUAAAGUGACAGGGCCCAAUAGAGAACAACUUGCAGCACUUAGACAAAUGCAUCGCAACUAACGCAGGGAUAUGAUUAAUUAUUGACUUAGUUAAUUAUUUGCAGGGAUCAACUUGCAGCACUUAGUGACAAUUUCAUCGCAAUUAACCCUGAAAUAAGAUUAAUUAUUGACUUAAUUAUAAUAAUUUGACUGCCGAGGCCAUAAAGCUGAUGAAAACUGUUCUUUUCCUCUCCUUUUCCCAGCUUCCUGUCUCAAUUAGAUCAUCGACCAUUUCCUCAAAGCUGAGAUCAGUUGGUGCUGUCAUAAGCUUCCAUCAUCAUGGCUGCCAUUGUUUCCCAUGUCCUGAGCCAGCUGGGUUCCAUAGUCACUGAAGAGCUUAAGCAACGCGGGAGGCUUGUCCUAGGCGCAGAGAAAGAUGUCAAGAAGCUCACUUCUACUUUCACCGCCAUUGAAGCUCUGCUGCUGGAUGCAGAAGAGAGACAACUGAAGAGUGAGAGCAUCCGAGACUGGUUGAAGAAGCUCAAGGAUGUGUCCUAUGAGAUCGAUGAUGUACUGGACGAGUGGAGAACCGAGAUCCUCAAGCUUCAACUUGAGGGAGACGAUGAUGUUGUUGUCGGUGGUGAUCGACAUGUUCGUUACGGCUGUUUGGAGUUGAAGCUGCUUCAGAUCUCCGAUGUUCUUAAACGAGUAUGCCCUUUUCUCCCUACUUAUUGUUUCUCCCCUGACGAAAUCGGUCUUCGUUAUGAUAUUGCCUCGAGGAUAAAAUGUUUAUAUGACCGUCUAGACGAUAUAGAUAAGGAGAAAUAUUUGCACAAUUUUACUCCCAAGGAGUCCCCUUCAUACUCGAGUUUGCAAACCAGUCCCAAUGUCGAUUUCUCUGAGGUGAAAGGCAGAGAAGAAGAGUUAAAGAUAUUGCAACACAAGUUAUUGGAUAAUGGAAGUGAUCAUCCGCGUGUGAGAAGCAUCUCAAUCCAAGGCCCUGGUGGGUUUGGGAAAACCACAUUGGCCAAAAUGCUAUACAACGAUAAUGCAGUGAAAGCUCACUUCGACAAACGGGUAUGGAUUUGUGUGUCCAAUAAUUUUGAUCAAACAACAGUUGCUAAAGCCAUACUUGAGUCUUUCAAUCAAUCUACUCUAGGAAGUACACUGUCACGCAUGUGGGAAGAGAUCAAUGCACAUACGAAGGACACGAAGUUUCUUCUAGUUCUUGAUGAUGUGUGGGAAGAUAGCCAGAGCAAGUGGGGAGAACUAAUAAGUUCUGUUUCUCAAGGAUUGCCAGGAAGCAAGAUGUUGGUGACUACACGAAAAGAGGAGGUUUCUCGAGUGUUCCGUUGUAUGGACGACGAUAUUUUGCUUAUACAAAAGAUGCCUGAGGAUGCAUGUCGGGCUAUUUUCACACAAAUUGCAUUUAGUGGAUGGAGGGCCGAGGAGAAAGAAUGUGUAGAAGAUCUCUGUCAAAGAGCAGUAGAGAAGUGUUAUGGUUCACCGCUUGCAGCAAAAGUUUUGGGAGGAGUUUUACGUUUUAAAAGAUCUAAAAGGGAUUGGAUUCAGCUUCUGAGAAGUGGAAUGUGGGAGAUGAAGGAAGGCAAAGAAGAAGUUCUUGCACCUCUAGCUUUGAGUUACUAUGAUUUGCCUCCAGUGGUUAGGCAGUGUUUUCAAUUAUGUGCUGUAUUUCCCCAAGAUUACAAAAUGAGAAAGGAUGAAUUGAUUAAGUUGUGGAUGUCACAAGGUUUUCUCAAACCGACACUAAAUCAAGAUGUUGAGGCAGUUGGUGAAGAGUAUUUUCAUAUGCUAGUUAUGCGCUCUUUCUUCCAUGAUUUGGAAAAAGAGGGGCAGUUGUGGGGCGAGGUAAAAACAUUCUGCAAGAUGCAUGAUUUGGUUCAUGAUUUUUCUCGGCUCACAUCCAAUAACGAGUGCAUCAGCUUCCUGAAGCAAGAUACAAAUAGUGCAUUACUCUCCAUCAACAAUGAUGUUCGUCAUUUGAUGAUACAAGACUCGAGUAGCGAGGAAAUCAACAAACUCAUUGCCUCCAUCAGUUGUUCAAGGCUAUCUUCAACAAAGGGUAAUGAUUAUCUGCGUAGCUUCAUUGUGAGAAGGGGAGGUGGUAUUGAACGCGAUGUAUAUCCUCAUUUGCGAGUCACAAGGUCGUUAGUCCUCUACGGUUGUGAUCUGAAAGAAAUCCCAUCGACAAUCAGCCACCUAAUUCAUUUGAGGCAUUUGGAUUUGUCCGGUAACAUCAACUUGAGGGAGUUGCCAGAAGAAAUAUGCGAGUUGUAUAAUCUAGAGACUCUGCUCCUCAUUUACAAUCGCAAUUUGAAGAUGCUUCCUAGUGGAAUGGGGAAUAAGCUAGUAAACUUAAAGCAUCUUGAAAAUUACUUGGUCUCUGCUGUGCUCCCCGAAUCAAUGACCAGGUUAGCUAAUUCCCUAAAGACUUUACACCAAUUUAAUGUAGAUCGAGACGAGGAGGAGGGAGGUACAAAUAUUGGGGAUCUAGAGUGCAUGAACCGUAUUCAGGGAUCCCUUACAAUAAAAGGGUUAGGCAAGGUAAAAAAUUGCGAGGAGGUUAAGCGUGCACAGCUCUCCAGAAAAGAAUCUCUGGCUUGUUUACGGCUGGAAUUCGGAAGCUUUGAACAAGAAGCGAGUCGGAAGGAAGAACAAGUACUUGAAGCCAUAAGUCCAUCAUCUACAAGCUUAGAACAACUAUGUGUGCGAAGCUACUCGGGAGGGAGCAUAUUCCCUAGCUGGUUAAUGUCACUCUCCAGCUUGACAUCUCUUGAAUUUAGUAGGUGCAGUCAAGUGGAGCAUCUGCCCUUUUUGGGCGCCUUGCCCUGCCUCGAAAAUCUUUACUUGAUUGACAUGGAUAAAGUGAACAAGGUUGGCCUCGAGUUCUUGUUGGGGAUGAGUACUAACAGCAAGGGUGAUAUUCCUGCAUUCCCCAAGCUUACGCGGCUUCGUUUUUCAAUGAUGAAGAACUGGAAAGUGUGGGAUUUAGAUGGUGAGGGAGGGAUGAUCAGUUCGACGACGGCGGUGGUCAUGCCCCGCCUGCGUAGCUUGGAGCUGACAUGGUGCGCGAAGCUUGACAAGGUGCCGGAUGUGCUUCUCCGGAAAACCACUCUGGAGCGGCUGGACUUAACCCAAAGUGGCGGGUUGGGGGGUUACAGGUUCGACAGUAAGGAUCCCAAAAUGGUGCCGAACGAGGUGUGGGACAAAAUCUCUCACAUCUCCACCAUCAUCCUCGAUUACACGGACAUCCGAGAGACAUUCAAGAAUGAGAUAGAAUCCAUGUCUGGAAUAGGCUGCUCUUGCAGCAAACAUGAGCAAGAAGCAUGAGACGACAAUGAUGAUGAUCACCACCAUUAAAAACAACAAUUGAAUGACUAAUGUGAUGGAGGAGAAGGCUAGCUAAUACAGCGUCCUGUAGAUGCUGAGGAUAGGAAUGGUCCGUCGCGCGACGGCUGCAGGUAGCAUUUCAUGUCAUUUCUCUUGUUCAUGCGCUCCAAUGUUGGAUGAUGCCAUUCCAGAGAUCAGCUCUGAAUGUAUCAGAAUGGAUCAUCUGUUCUUAAGAUUUCUCCCUGUGUUUCGGCAGAGAUCGAACUUUCAACUCAACCCUGUAGCCGAAGUUCAAGAUCCACAACAAGGCUUCAUUCAUGGUGUUGGUUUCAAUCGUUUACAACAACAACAACAAGAGUUUGCAAACAGAACCUCUGCCCCGAGGAGGAACUUCGCCUUUUGUGCAUGUAUUGCGAUUAAACUGAUGAAUGCAAGCCUGCGUGCAUGUUUUGAGAACAGGAAUCAUCAUCGGUUCAAUUUGGUAGCGGCAGUCCUUAAUGUACUGGGUUUGAUGUGCUUGUGAUUGGAAGUUAUUUAUUUAUUUAUUAUUAGAUUAUCUGUAUGUGCCAAAAUGUGAACAAGGUAUUAGACUAAUUUGAUGGCUUUGUCUAGAUGGGCUGUUACUUGCACCUGUCCAGAAUGGCUCCUUAUCAUCUGUUUUCAUUGAUGGCUUCCUGCGGUUUAAUCCGUUCUCGGCUAAAAGCUACAUGAGAAGGCUAAUACCAACCUUCUGUAGAAGCUGGGAACAGGAAUGGCGGCCUGUCACAACUGCAGGUAACAUUACAAUUCAUUGAUUUGUUCAUGUGCUCGAAAUUUGGAUGCCAUUGCAGUGAUCCAAGCUGAAUCUUAGAAUGGAUUGGGAUACUAGGCUUGCCAUGGAGAAAGAUAUUAACAUUGUCCUUAAGCAUUCUGUAAUAUUGUAAAUAAAUUUCGGAUCAUCAGCUGUUGUUAAGAUUUCUCCAUUUGUUUCAGUAGAGAUUGAAGUUUCACCACAACCCUAUAGCAUAGUUGUAGUUGAAGAUCCAGAACAAAUGUUGGUUCAUGCUCUAGGUAUUGAACCUACUGAUUCUCUUGCUCAUGUUUUUUUUUUUUUUUUAUCCAAGAUAAGCCCCCAUGGCAUGGCCGAACAACAAAUAUAUAUGACCGACAAUACUAAAGAACGGUAGCCCGUAUUAUUCCAGGUGUUAAUGGCAACCUCUUUGUUUCGAAGAACCAAAGAGAAGACUUGAGUUGGUUGCCUCCUUAAGUGCUGGAGAAAAGGCUAAACUUGUUGUUCAAGGCUUCAUCGACGACAUACAACUAUUCAGCCGUGCUUUGCUGUUACCAUAGUUGUUUGUUUGUUUUGUUGGCUUUGCAUAGAUGGGCUGUUGCUGGUAACCUGUCCAUAAUGCUCCUUUAAUGCUCCUUCAAAUAUGUUUUCAUUGAUGGCCUUCCUGCACUUUGAUCCGUUCUUUACUAAAAGCUACUGGAGAAGAGUAAUACCAACGUCCUGUAGAUGCUGGGGACAGGAAUUGGCUGUCACUCACUGCAGGUAACAUCUCAUUCCAUUGCUUUGUUCAUGUACUCCAAUUUUGGAUGCCAGAACAUAGAGAUAAGCUGAUUCUCAUAGUGGAUUAAAUCACCAUUGCCCUCAAAACACAGACAGCCAUUCCCUCAGUUCAGCAGAUUGUUUUCUUACAGCCAGGAUCAAGGCACUAAGCCUCUUGUUAUUAUAGUGAGUAAUCAUUUCUAUUUAUAUUGAUCUCUUUUUAUUAUAGUGAGUAAUCGUUUCUGUUUAUAUCGAUCUCUUGUUAUUAUAGUAAGUAAUCUUUUAGUCCCAGCUAGGAUAAACGCAUUAAGCUUCUAUUUCAAUUCUGUAGCAAAUAUUCCCCCAACACUAUUGCAGUAACCAAACCACCCAAUCAAUAACCUGUAAAUAAGAAUAUUAAACCAACCCAAUAAGGCAAUAACGACUUG